AUGCAUAUGUCUUAUGGGAAAACGCGUGUGGCAGGUGUUCCGAAUACAAGAAAUCAAAGAGCAAAACUCGCCGCCGAUUACCAAGAAUUAUUAAAAGAACUUUCAACAAAAAAUAUACGGUCAGUCGGUAAUUAUGCCCUAGAGGAUACUCUGGGUGAAGGAACAUACGGAAAAGUAAAACUUGCAACGCAUAAACUGACCGGUCAAAAAGUCGCAAUAAAAAUAAUACCAAAACUUCAUGCUGAGAAUCUCACUCGUGAAAUACAUCACCACCGCUAUUUGCAUCAUCCUAAUAUUAUAUCCUUACUCGAAGUUAUACCAACAGAAACCGAAAUUUAUAUGGUAUUGGAAUAUUGCGAAGGUGGCGAAUUAUAUGAUUUUUUAGUUGAACGUGGGCGCCUAAGAGAAAAUCUGGCGAGAAAAAUGUUUGGCCAAUUAUGUAGGGCGGUCAAAUAUUGUCAUGACAGAAGAGUAGUUCAUAGGGACCUGAAACUCGAAAAUAUUCUCCUCGAUGCUUACAAUAAUAUUAAGUUGGGUGAUUUUGGUUUCACACGAGAGUGUGAAAGCAAAAAAUUAUUGGAAACAAUUUGCGGUUCUACCGGGUAUUCUGCUCCAGAGAUGUUACUUGCCAAAAAAUACUCUGGUUUAGAGGUUGACAUAUGGUCUCUCGGUGUCAUUCUCUACACAUUACUUUGCGGAGCACUUCCUUUUGACGACGAUGACGAAAAUGAAAUGAAACACAAAAUAAUAAAGGGCGAAUAUGAAAUGGAAGAGUUUUUAUCAAACGAAGCAAAAGACCUCAUACGAUCGAUAUUGCAAUUGGAGCCAUCGGAGCGACCAACAUUAAAACAGAUUUUGCAACAUGCAUGGUUUACAAUAAAAGAUGAGGAAGAAGAAUACAACGAUGAUGAUGAUGAUGAUUGGGCUACAGAUGAAAUGCAACAAGUCAUCUUGAACGACAACGACAAGAAAUUUUUUUAA
Molecule: messenger RNA, 981 nt
Organism: Rhizophagus irregularis DAOM 181602=DAOM 197198
Lineage: Eukaryota; Fungi; Glomeromycota; Glomeromycetes; Glomerales; Glomeraceae
Source: RefSeq, a predicted model, not a curated record